AAAGUCCGUUCAAUGAUUUCCGUACACCUUCUCCUCCAUACACUCAUGUUUAUUUUGUAAUCUUUAAAUUCGAAUGAAUCAAAGAAAAUCAAAAGAAAGAAAUAAAAAGGGUACAAAAUGAAAAAAAAAAGGGGUAAAAUCCAAGAAAAUGACUGGAAACCUUUAUACAAGUAUUUCCUAUAUAUGAAUCAACUAUACAACUAUGAAAAGUAAAUAACAAAUCUAUUACAAAAAAGCUCGCCUAAUUCCUUGGCGGUAAGACUCUGCUUUCAAUCACGAUUUCUUUCCAACAGACAACGAGUGUAGGGAUAUUAUUUCUCUUGAAGAAAAGUUGGAGGAUAUGUCAUUUGUAUGUGUUGAUAUCAUUGUCACCAAGGGCAUCUGUUGGUGUGGAAUGCAAAGAUGGGAGUUCAACAAAACCAAGUUUCAAGGCAGAAGUGAAAACAAAUAGCCAUGGACAAUUCAAGGUCCAACUGCCCUUCUCAGUGAGUAAACAUGUCAAGAAAAUUGAAGGAUGCUCCGUGAAACUAAUCAGCAGCAGUGAACCCUACUGUGCUGUGGCAUCAUCAGCUACUUCAUCUUCCCUACAUCUCAAGGCAAGAAAGCAAGGGACACACAUAUUCUCUGCUGGUUUCUUCACCUUCAAGCCUCCCAAGCAACCCAGCUUAUGCAACCGGAAACCCAGCAUUCAGAAUUCCAAAAAAUUAAUUCCCAGAAGUUCUCAUUCCCUCCUACUGAUGUGAUGGCGUUCCCAUCCCCCUCUCAGGUGGACCCCACAAUGCCCGAUCUCCCUCUCAUCCCAAACGAUCUCCCAGGACUCCCAGGACUACCAGGUCUCCCAGGUCUCCCAGGCCUCCCAGGCACAGGUCUUCCAGGCGUCCCAGUUACAGGUCUUCCUGGCCUCCCAGGUCUCCCAGGUCUCCCAGGACUCCCAGGCCUCCCAGGUCUCCCAGGACUUCCUGGAACUCCAGGUUUGCCCCAUGUUUGUGGAAAACCUUCAUGUGGGUCCUGCAACUGCAAAACUUCAAAGAAUGGGCAACUAGGUGAUAAUAAAGAAGUAACCCAUCUAGAUUCUCCACCAGCAGUUUCAGCACCAUGAUUCCCGUAAACGUGCCUCCUAUACCUGGUUCCUGUUGGGUUCCUAUCCUAUUGGGUGCUACCCGUUUAAGUAUAAUAAGCCCAUUAAGGUAUUCUGAGUUGUAGUUUCCUGAACUUCUAUGUAUUUAGGUCUCUUCCUACUCAUCUGAGAAUUAUGAAUGAAAUGUUGAAUGUUUUAGUGUUA
Molecule: messenger RNA, 1282 nt
Organism: Pyrus x bretschneideri (Chinese white pear)
Lineage: Eukaryota; Viridiplantae; Streptophyta; Magnoliopsida; Rosales; Rosaceae
Product: elastin-like
Exons: 2
Coding region: 668-1099 (143 amino acids)
Source: RefSeq, a predicted model, not a curated record